Messenger RNA from Exaiptasia diaphana, 1854 nucleotides. Its product is annotated as calcium-activated potassium channel subunit beta-3. Gene Ontology annotation, molecular function: calcium-activated potassium channel activity; potassium channel regulator activity. The transcript has 2 exons. Gene Ontology annotation, biological process: potassium ion transport; detection of calcium ion. Bases 352 to 1044 code for a protein of 230 amino acids. Gene Ontology annotation, cellular component: membrane; voltage-gated potassium channel complex. The record is from RefSeq and is a predicted model, not a curated record. Lineage: Eukaryota; Metazoa; Cnidaria; Anthozoa; Actiniaria; Aiptasiidae.
UUGUUGCUCUAUGUGUUGUGAAGUCAGGAAGUUCAGCAUCAAGCUGCCCGUGUGAUUGUCUAUACAAACUGCGUCACCAAAAAGAAACAAUUCCACGACCCGGAUAUAUCAAAACAAUUUCGUUUUCACGUGUAGGAAUUGAAUUUUAAUUUCUCAUUUUAAGGGCGUGACGUCAGUAUAAAGUAAAAUACAUCUGCUCAAGUCUUCAACAGAGAAGUCAUGUUACACUACACAAGACCUUUGUGACUUCAGGGACGGAUUUGGUAAUUCAAUGCACAAAAAGUCUUUACAAGUCGCUAUAUUUCUAAUACCAAUACCAAGUCGAAGUGCUGCUCAUGAGUUGAAAGUUCAAUGAACCGCCAAAAGAGCGUCAAAAUUGCAGACUUCAAAUAUCAUAAGAGUUCGGAGAAGCUCUCGCUUCACUGCGGAAUGGCGAACGUAAAGUAUUCCCAUGUACUCUGGGCAUUAUUCGGUGUUUUUCUUUUAGCUGUGUGGAUUGGACUAUACGUUGGAUAUGUUUUACCUGUACAAAACAGUUUUAUGUACAAAGAAACUCAAUGUACAAUAACGCGGGGUAUUUUAUUGCCUAGCGAGAGUGUUCAACAGUGUCCGUGCACAUCAUCUCCUUGUCCUGACCCUCCGAAGAAGUAUCCUUGUGUUCAAAUUUUCGUCAACUAUACUAUUCCACAACAACGCGUGAAACACUCACUUUUACACUACUCCGAAGCAGUGACCGGCAAUAACUGUUCAUACGUUCCUUACUGCAAACAAAGUCAGGCGGCAAUCUCAUUGGAAGUAAACUACUACUUCAGCUUGAGAAGUCGUCCAAAUCUUUCCAUCAAAUGCUACUACAACAAAUACAAAGACAAUGAAGUUAUCGACGUCAACUAUAGCAGCGAAAGACUGGCUAUUCUGGUCCCAUUUGCAGUAGUUUUGCUUUUAUUACUUUGUGUGUUUUCAUUUAUUCUCUAUAGACGUGGAUGUGGUUGCAACGCGAAACGAAGACCUUCAAGACUUAGUUUUCUUUCAAAUAUGGAUGAGUGAUGAUAUAAUCCCGUGAAAUAGUGAAACAAUACGAAUCACRAGCAUUAAAAAUAAAGUCAUUGUUCUUUGAGAGGGGAGCCGACUGCUUUGUUUGUCUCGACUGUARAGGUCCGCUGUUUAAGUAAACAAGGUUAUAGUGGUCUAACUGGCGUGAACAACAGGAAGACAUACGACUAAACAGCCCAUUAAUUCAGAAACCAGACAAAAUUCAUAAGUAGCGACUGUAAAUUAACUUAAAAUGCUCCCCCGCAUUUUCAAAAGUGGCUUUCCGGCAAAGAAAUAAUGUGUACCAUGUGGGYUGCAUACAUUUGAGAGAACAAUGGAGAAAGAGAAAACGUACYUGCAAAACAACAACUCUGUAUUUCAAUUCCUCGUUCUUUAUUAUUCGUAUUCACGACUGGUAUAGCCCUUACGAAUGUACACAACUCGUAUAACUCAGUCUUAUAAUGAGAUUGAAAACAAAUGCAACCGACAAGACGGUGCAGAUCGAUUGCAUAUGUCGUACGGGGCUGCACGAUUCGUAAGAGAAAUUUCACACAACGGCAUGACAACGACAUAAUGUUUUUCAGACUGUGCUGUUAGGUGCAAAUCCCUCCAGGCAAUAAAACUGUGGCAUCCGAACAUUAAAAAGAUCCAUUUGAACUAAUAUUUUUCCUGGAGUACCGAUUGGCAACCAGAGAAACUAAUCGCCUAUUUAUUAAUCGAAAAGUAUGACGUUGAAAGACAUGGCCGGAAGUUAAUUUUAACUUCCCCAUAAAACCAAUGUAUAUAAAUAAAUGCGAGCAAAGUGAAUAAAUGUUCAAAAAUGUG